ACCCUCCAGGUUGGCCGGUGCCACGCUCCUGGCGCUGCUGGCUACGCACUUCCAGGCAAGUUGGACGCUGGAGGAAAAGAAAGUUUGCCAAGGCACGAGCAACAAGCUCACUCAGUUGGGCACUUUUGAAGAUCACUUUUUGAGCCUCCAGAGGAUGUUCAAUAACUGUGAAGUGGUCCUGGGAAAUUUGGAAAUUACCUACGUGCAAAAGAAUUAUGACCUUUCCUUCUUAAAGACCAUCCAGGAGGUUGCCGGCUAUGUACUCAUUGCCCUCAACACAGUGGAGAGGAUUCCCUUGGAAAACCUGCAGAUCAUCAGAGGAAAUUUACUCUAUGAAAACACCUAUGCCUUGGCCGUCUUAUCCAACUACGGUACAAAUAAAACUGGAGUGAGGGAGCUGCCCAUGAGAAACUUACAGGAAAUCCUGAGUGGUGCCGUGAGAUUCAGCAACAACCCUGUCCUCUGCAGCAUAGAAACCAUCCAGUGGAGAGACAUUGUCGACAGUGAUUUUAUCAGCAAUAUGUCAGUGGACUUUCACAGCAGUCUGGCCAGCUGCCAAAAAUGUGAUCCAAGCUGUCCCAAUGGAAGCUGCUGGGGUGCAGGAAAGGAAAACUGCCAGAAAUUGACCAAAACCAUCUGUGCCCAGCAGUGUUCUGGACGCUGCCGAGGCAAGUCGCCCAGUGACUGCUGCCACAACCAGUGUGCCGCUGGCUGCACGGGACCCCGAGAGAGUGACUGCCUGAUCUGCCGCAAGUUUCGAGAUGAAGCCACGUGCAAGGACACCUGUCCGCCACUAAUGCUCUACAACCCCACCACGUACCAGAUGGAUGUUAACCCAGAGGGAAAAUACAGCUUUGGCGCCACAUGUGUGAAGAAGUGCCCACAUAACUAUGUGGUGACAGACCAUGGGUCAUGUGUCCGGUCCUGCGGUUCUGACAGCUACGAGAUGGAGGAGGAUGGAGUCCGCAAGUGUAAAAAGUGUGAGGGGCCUUGUCGUAAAGUUUGUAAUGGAAUUGGAACUGGUGAGUUUAAGGACACACUUUCCAUAAAUGCUACAAAUAUUAAACACUUCAAAAAUUGCACCUCUAUUAGUGGAGACCUUCAUAUCCUCCCAGUAGCAUUUAAGGGUGACUCCUUCACACGCACUCCACCUCUAGAUCCAAAGGAACUGGAUAUUCUAAAAACCGUAAAAGAAAUAACAGGGUUUUUGCUAAUUCAGGCAUGGCCUGCAAACAAGACUGACCUCCAUGCUUUUGAGAACCUAGAAAUCAUACGUGGCAGAACAAAGCAACAUGGUCAGUUUUCUCUUGCGGUUGUCGGCCUGGACAUAAUGUCCUUGGGAUUACGCUCUCUCAAGGAGAUAAGUGAUGGAGAUGUGAUCAUUUCAGGAAACCAAAAACUGUGCUAUGCAAAUACAAUAAACUGGAAAAAACUAUUUGGGACUUCAAGACAGAAUACCAAAAUUAUAAACAACAGAGGCGAGAAGGACUGCAAGGCCACAGGCCACGUUUGCCAUCCCUUGUGCUCAUCAGAGGGCUGCUGGGGCCCGGAGCCGAAAGACUGCGUCUCUUGCCGCAACUUCAGCCGAAGCAGGGAGUGUGUGAACAAGUGCAACAUUCUGGAGGGAGGGCCAAGGGAGUUUGUGGAGAAAUCCGAGUGCAUACAGUGCCAUCCUGAAUGUCUGCCCCAGCCCAUGAAUAUAACCUGCACAGGACGCGGACCUGACAACUGUAUAAAGUGUGCCCACUACAUCGACGGCCCCCACUGUGUCAAGACCUGCCCAGCAGGAAUCCUGGGAGAAAACAACACCUUGGUCUGGAAGUAUGCAGAUGCCAAUCGCGUGUGUCACCUGUGCCAUUCAAACUGCUCUUUCGGCUGUGCUGGGCCGGGUCUUGAAGGCUGCGCAACGAAUGGGCCCAAGAUCCCCUCCAUCGCCACUGGAAUUGUGGGCAGCCUCCUCUUGUUGGUGGUGAUGGCCCUUGGGAUUGGCCUCUUCAUGCGAAGGCGCCACAUUGUCCGGAAGCGCACGCUGCGCAGACUGCUGCAGGAAAGAGAGCUUGUUGAACCAGUGACGCCCAGUGGAGAAGCUCCCAAUCAAGCUCUCCUGAGGAUCUUAAAGGAAACAGAAUUUAAGAAGAUCAAAGUGCUUGGCUCUGGAGCAUUUGGCACUGUGUAUAAGGGACUCUGGAUCCCAGAAGGAGAAAAAGUUAAAAUUCCUGUGGCUAUCAAGGAAUUAAGAGAAGCCACAUCUCCAAAAGCCAACAAGGAGAUUCUUGAUGAAGCCUACGUCAUGGCCAGUGUGGACAAUCCUCACGUGUGCCGCUUGCUGGGCAUCUGCCUGACCUCCACAGUCCAGCUUAUCACACAGCUCAUGCCCUUUGGCUGCCUCCUGGACUAUGUCCGCGAGCACAAGGACAACAUCGGCUCCCAGUACCUCCUCAACUGGUGUGUGCAGAUUGCAAAGGGCAUGAACUACCUGGAAGACCGCCGCCUGGUGCACCGCGACCUGGCCGCGAGAAACGUCCUGGUGAAGACUCCCCAGCAUGUCAAGAUCACAGAUUUUGGGCUGGCGAAACUGCUAGGUGCUGAGGAGAAGGAGUACCACGCUGAAGGAGGCAAAGUCCCUAUUAAAUGGAUGGCUCUGGAAUCGAUUUUACACCGCAUUUAUACCCACCAAAGUGAUGUCUGGAGCUAUGGUGUCACAGUUUGGGAGUUGAUGACCUUUGGAUCCAAGCCUUAUGAUGGAAUUCCUGCAAGCGAGAUCUCAUCCAUCCUGGAGAAAGGAGAGCGCCUUCCGCAGCCACCCGUGUGCACCAUCGAUGUCUACAUGAUCAUGGUCAAGUGCUGGAUGAUAGAUGCAGAUAGUCGCCCAAAGUUCCGUGAGUUGAUCAUUGAAUUCUCCAAAAUGGCCCGUGACCCUCAGCGCUACCUUGUCAUUCAGGGGGAUGAACGAAUGCAUCUGCCAAGCCCUACAGACUCAAAUUUUUACCGCGCCCUGAUGGAUGAAGAGGACAUGGAAGAUGUCGUGGAUGCGGACGAGUACCUCAUUCCACAGCAGGGAUUCUUCAACAGUCCUUCCACAUCUCGAACUCCCCUCCUAAAUUCUCUGAGUGCAACCAGCAACAAUUCCACUGUGGCUUGCAUUGACAGAAACGGGCAGAGCUGUCCCAUCAAGGAGGACAGUUUCUUGCAGCGGUACAGUUCUGACCCCACGGGAGCCUUGACUGAAGAGAGCAUUGAUGACAGUUUCCUUCCAGUUCCAGAAUACAUAAACCAGUCUGUUCCCAAAAGGCCCGCGGGCUCUGUCCAGAACCCCGUCUACCACAAUCAGCCUCUGAAUCCAACCCCUGGCAGAGACCCUCACUACCAAAACCCCCACAGCAGUGCCGUGGAGAACCCUGAGUAUCUCAACACCACCCAGCCUGCCUAUGUCAACAGUGUAUCUGACAGCCCCGCCAUCUGGGCCCAGAGGGGCAUCCACCAGAUCAGCCUGGACAACCCCGACUACCAACAGGACUUCUUUCCCAAGGAAGCCAAGCCAAAUGGCAUCUUUAAGGUUCCUGCAGCUGAAAAUGCAGAAUACCUAAGGGUCGCACCACCAAGCAGUGAGUUUAUUGGAGCAUGACCGUGGAGGAAAACAUCAGCCAUAAAAAUUCCAGACUCU
This is a messenger RNA of Trichechus manatus latirostris (Florida manatee), 3664 nucleotides long. RefSeq names its product epidermal growth factor receptor (gene EGFR). Lineage: Eukaryota; Metazoa; Chordata; Mammalia; Sirenia; Trichechidae. The record is from RefSeq and is a predicted model, not a curated record. Gene Ontology annotation, molecular function: ATP binding; epidermal growth factor receptor activity; epidermal growth factor binding. Gene Ontology annotation, cellular component: basal plasma membrane; plasma membrane; signaling receptor complex. Gene Ontology annotation, biological process: positive regulation of kinase activity; positive regulation of epithelial cell proliferation; negative regulation of apoptotic process. The transcript has 28 exons. The coding region runs from base 155 to 3625 and encodes 1156 amino acids.